AUGAAGGUCAAGUCGAUGGUCCAAUCGCUCUUUCUUCCCACGUGCACUCUCACUGCUUUCCCUGGCCAUGCUCUGGCUCUUCCAACUGUCACGGUUUCCGACGGGGUCCUUGUUGGGACGACCACUACUCUGCCUAGUGCUACCGCAUCUGUAAACAAGUUCCUAGGCGUGCCUUUUGCUGCUAUUCCAACGGGCAGCCUCCGUUGGGCCCCGCCGGCAGCUGUUCCCACCUAUACGACCAGACAAGCAAAUGCAUGGAGCAACUCAUGCGUCCAACAGUUCAUAGAUUCGCCUUACCCGCCAAAUCGCACUCAAACCAUGCAGCUUUUCAACAAUCCUGCCCCGGUAGAAAGCGAAGACUGUCUUUACCUCAAUGUUUACGUUCCCAGCUCAGGAGCUACAGGAAAGGCAGUCAUGUUCUGGAUUCACGGCGGGGGACUGGUGUAUGGCACUGCCUCGUAUCCAUGGUAUGAUGGAUCGAGCUUUGCAGCCCAUCAAGAUGUUAUUGUCGUGGCCGCAAACUAUCGCACCAAUGUCUUUGGCUUCCCUCAUUCCGGCGAUAUAACCGACAAAACCAAAUGGAAUAUUGGCUUCCUAGAUCAACGGCAGGCCCUACAAUGGGUCCAAAAGAACAUCGCGGCCUUUGGAGGCGAUCCAACUAAGGUAACGAUCUUCGGUGAAAGCUCCGGAGCAACAUCAGUCGACCGCUUGGUGACUACCAUGGGUAGCAACACCCCCUUCCGCGCCGCCAUCAUGCAAAGUGGCACCUCCUCAGUCACAGCAGGCGGCGCCGACACCAGUACGACUUAUUGGGACUCCCUCGUCCAACUCUCUGGCUGCGAGGGUGCAUCACCGGUCAUUACCUGCAUGCGCGGAGUAGCCGCCACCGCCAUUAAGAGCACCAUUGAAAAGGACUACAACGCCACUACCCCGUCGACCCCUUUCUUCGCUUUCAAUCCUAUACCAGAUGGUGUCACGGAGCUCGCAAGCCCCGAAGCCUCACGACUCGCAGGAUCGAUUGCCAAGGUACCAGUUCUACAAGGCACAAACGCGCAGGAGGGACGACUCUUCUCAGCCCCAUAUGCGGUAUCAGCUCCUGGUGCAAACGUAAAUGCUAUCGAUGCCGCCUAUCCGGUCCCAGGGGCGUUUCCAGAUGAUGAUACCGCGACGGCACAGGCCUGGACGGAGUCGGUGUAUCAAUGCCCGGCGGCAGUCGUAACCUCCGACGACGCCAAAGCUGGCAUACCAGCCUGGCGCUACUACUUCAACGCCUCUUUCGCUAACUACGGAAGCGUUCCUGGCUUCACGAACCGCGGCGUCUACCACACGACCGAGAUCCCGAUCGUCUUCGGGACAUACCCAUCGUCAGGUGCCACUGCUCAGGAGAUCUCGCUCAGCAGUUACAUGCAAACUGCUUGGGCUACAUUCGCGAAAAAUCCUACGAGCGGGCCGGACCCGGCGUGGCCCAAGGUCGGAACGGCGAGCGGGAGCGCGUAUAUUGGUGUGCUGGGGAACUCGGGGAACACGUUUACAAAUCUUACUGUGAUCCAGUCGACUACCUUGGAUGGGAGGUGUUCGCUUUUUUACCCUAUCUAUGGUAAUUCAACGACGGGGAACACUUGGUAG
Molecule: messenger RNA, 1626 nt
Organism: Mytilinidion resinicola
Lineage: Eukaryota; Fungi; Ascomycota; Dothideomycetes; Mytilinidiales; Mytilinidiaceae
Product: alpha/beta-hydrolase
Exons: 7
Coding region: 1-1626 (541 amino acids)
Molecular function (GO): cholinesterase activity
Source: RefSeq, a predicted model, not a curated record